CAGAAGGAAGAGGAGGGCAGGUAGCAGGCGGGCCGCGACAUGGGCCGGAGCCGGCGGUCGCAGCUGCUGCUGCCAUGGCUGCUGCUCCUAGCGCUAGGCGCGCACGGCGGCCGCGGCGAGCUGAGCGACUUCGUGAGCCGCUUCGAGCGAGUUCGCAUGCAGGCGUUCAGCGUGCCGCCCACCCGCAGCGUAGACGCCAUGGACGUGGCAGCCGACGCGCAGGGCGGCUACCGGGUCUCGUUCGAGGCCUACGGCCAGCACUUCAACCUGUCGCUCGCCGAGGACCCGCGCCACGUGAAUCGCAUCCCGGUGUUCGUGCACAACACGAGCGGCGUGUCGCGAGUCGCGUACGAGGCCGACUACAGCCUCUACAUCGGCCGGCUCGAGGACAACCCGCGCUCGGAGGUGAUGGGCUACUUCCGCGACGGCGUCUUCGACGGCGUCAUACGCACCGAGAACAACGUGUACUUCGUCGAGCCCGCGGACAACUUCUUCCUGGAGAAGCAGAACUACGACGCUGUCGUCUACUCCGGCAUGGAGGUGAUGGCGCCCGACUGCGUCACCAUGCGCGGAGGCGUGCGCGCCUGCUUCCAGAACACGACGCGCGCCGUCGGCCCCUCAAAGCAGCUGCAGCGGCUGUCGGCCGAAGAAGACUUGCUGACACGCAUGAGCGCGCAGAGGAUGCGCUCGUCCGGCGGCACGUCGUCAGGCCUGCGCGUCUGCGGCAUCGAGCUGCUGGCCGACCACUCGUUCUUCCGCUCGCGCAACCGCAACGUGAACCUGGUGGUGCAGGAGAUGAUCCUGCACCUGCACUACGCCGACCUGGUGUUCCGCAACACCGACUUCCAGCUGCCAUUCCGAGUGGGCCUCAUACCCGAGAAGGUGACCAUCUUCGCCGAGCCAAGCAGCAAGGGCUACCCGCUGGGCCAGGAAGACCUGUCGGCCAAGGACUACCUGGCCAGCUUCUCGUUCUACGUGCAGCGCCACUGCCUCGUCGUGGGCUUCUCCCACCGGCCCUUCGAGAGCAACACGCUGGGCAUCUCGUUCGUGGCGAACCCGGACCCCGAGGGCCCGGUGGGUGGCAUCUGCGAGCUGCCCAUGCGCUUCAUCGACCAGGACACCAUACACAGCUUCAACAUCGCCUCCAUCACGACGAGCACGUCUAACCGCAAGCGAGUCCCGCACGGAGUCUCGUUCGGCACGGUGACGCACGAGAUCGGCCACAGCUUCGGCUCGCCGCACGACCCCGCCGCCGACCCGGCCUGUCACCCGAUCGGCAAGUCGGGCUUCUUCAUCAUGGUCAAGUACUCCGUGGACGGCUCCCUGCCGAACCACCGCGCCUUCUCGCCCUGCUCGGUGCGCGACAUGCGCAAGGUGCUGCGCGCCAAGGGCACCUGCCUGGCCGAAGACGGCGCGCGCUGCGGCAACGGCAUCAUCGAGCCCGGCGAGGAGUGCGACUGCGGCUCGGAGGCCACCUGCGACACGCUGGACCCGUGCUGCUCGCCCGCGCCGUCGGGCCCGCAGCUUCACGAGGCGCUGCUGCCCCCGCAGCGGGACCUGCCGUGCACGGUGCGCCGCGCCGGCGGGUCCACCUGCUCGCCGCGGUCGUCGGCCUGCUGCAGCGACCAGUGCGGCGCCACGCUGCUGCGCGCCGCGUCCAACGCGUCGUGCCGCCCGUUCGACGAGUGCAUGGCGUCCGGCAUGUGCGACGACAAGGGCGUCUGCCGCCCGCUCACGGCGCGCGCCGACGGCUACCCGUGCCGCGGCACCAAGAAGACCUGCCGCCACGGCAAGUGCCAGUCGACGCCCUGCCAGGACCGGGGCCUGCUCGACUGCGUGUGCGUGGACGAGGGCCGGUUCGGCAACGACGAGUGCCACAUCUGCUGCCGCAACGGCUCGCGCGGCGCCUGCCUGCCCGCCAUCGAGCACGGCCUCAAGUCGCUCGACGGCCGCCUGUUCGUGCAGCGCUCCGACUUCUUCUGCCACGGCCGGCGCGGACAGUGCGACGGCUUCGGCAUGUGCAUCGUGUCGCCCACCAUAUCGCACAGCAGCAGCAAGUCGGCCGCAGCGAUGUUGCUGCUGCCGAGCACGAACUUCGUGCUGUUGCUGCUGCUGCUGCUGCGGCCGCCGCUGCUGUUGCGCAGGCAAUAAAAAUUCUUGGC
This is a messenger RNA of Dermacentor andersoni, 2162 nucleotides long. Its product is annotated as disintegrin and metalloproteinase domain-containing protein 10-like. Gene Ontology annotation, biological process: membrane protein ectodomain proteolysis; Notch signaling pathway. The record is from RefSeq and is a predicted model, not a curated record. Gene Ontology annotation, molecular function: metalloendopeptidase activity. NCBI's taxonomy places the organism in Eukaryota, Metazoa, Arthropoda, Arachnida, Ixodida, Ixodidae. Gene Ontology annotation, cellular component: plasma membrane.